CGUGGCUCGAGCUUCCUGGGGUUUUACUUCCUUCUUCGAAGCGACACAACCGGAUAAGGUGGCCCGUUCUCCAAUACUCAUGCAAAAUGGGCAUCCCGACUAAAGCAUACGUUGUCGAUCGUAAAGGGGCGCCGUUUGUGCUGAGAGAUGUCGUUCUCGACGCACUGCAGCCAGAUGAGCUUCUUGUCGAGAUGAAAUAUACCGGGUUGUGCCAUACUGAUCUUGUCGUCCAACAAGGGGACCUCCCAGGAAGCUUCCCCGUUGUUCUCGGCCACGAAGGAGCCGGAGUCAUCCGCGAGGUGGGCUCAGGAGUGCAGAAUAAGGCGUUAAGAGAGGGGGACCAGGUUUUUCUUAGUUUCCGAUCGUGUCAGGAAUGCACCGCUUGUCUCUGUGGCAAGUGCGGUGCGUGCAUUCACACCACUGAUUACAAUUUCGUUCGGUCUCGCCUGGACAGCUCCAAGCCCUCGCCGAUUAGUCUGCCAGAUGGAACUCCCGUUCAUGGGCAGUUUUUCGGGCAGUCUUCGCUCAGCCGAUUGGCGGUUGUUUCUGAAUGUUCUGUUGUCAAAUGCGACACUGAGUUUGACCUCCAGACUUUCGGUCUAUUAGCUCCUCUCGGGUGCGGUUAUCUCACAGGGGCUGGGACUAUAGCAAAUGCGUUGAAACCGGACGAGACAUCCACGGUUGCUAUCCUGGGAAUGGGCACGGUAGGCAUCGCGGCACUCCUUGCAGCCAAGGCCCUUGGAGUUGCGAAAGUAAUAGCUGUUGAUAUCGUCGAUGAGAAGCUCGAACUCGCAGCUUCCCUUGGGGCCAGUCCUACAAUUAAUACUAAGCACAACCCUGAUCUGUCAGAAGCCAUUCGCAAGCAUGUCCCCGAGGGGGCAGACUUCAUCCUGGAUGCUACGGGUAUUCCCUCUGUUAUCCAGGCAUCUCUAAGAGCACUAGCCCAUGGGGGUACAUUCGCGCUGGUUGGAGCGAUGCCCCCGGGUACACAGCUUCAGGUUGAUGCGUUGGAUAUAUUGACGGGGUGCAAGAAGAUCAUCGGUGUUAUUGAGGCGUGGUCAGAUCCCCAGGAGCUCAUUCCCCAACUUGUGCAGUGGUACAAGGAUGGAAAGUUUCCCGUUGACAAUCUUGUCAAGGUCUAUCCAGCCGGGGAUCUAGAUAGGGCACUCGAUGAUCUCAAGGCAGGCCGGGUUAUAAAGCCCGUUUUGUCGUGGGACGUCCUAUAAUCUAACGGUAAUUCUACUGGACCUCGACGUUUAGUACUUUGAUUUUCAAUGAUCGCUGUGCAGAAGUAAAUAAUGCGGUAUAUAAAGCGUGUACUGGGCAUAUAUAUAUUUCCCUGUCACACCAAAG
This is a messenger RNA of Aspergillus versicolor CBS 583.65, 1353 nucleotides long. Its product is annotated as NAD(P)-dependent alcohol dehydrogenase. Bases 87 to 1226 code for a protein of 379 amino acids. Lineage: Eukaryota; Fungi; Ascomycota; Eurotiomycetes; Eurotiales; Aspergillaceae. The transcript is spliced from 4 exons. Gene Ontology annotation, molecular function: oxidoreductase activity; zinc ion binding. The record is from RefSeq and is a predicted model, not a curated record.